CUUCAAUAAUUCAAAAUUCAUUUCAGAAGUCAGAUGUGUACCUUAAAGGUACUUAGCAAAAUUGCAUCAAAAUUAAUCUAAAAAUUCGUUUAAAGGUAAAUCUCAAUCACUUCAUAAAAUAAAUGCCCAGAAUUGAUAAAUAUGGUCCAUACGAUCGUCCCGUACCGGAGCCACAUUUUAUACCAGGGUAUACAGGUCACUGUCCUGAUCUCUUUGAUCAAGUUGGUAUAACAUAUCCCUGGGCGACUCAUGCUGUCCUUGAAGAUAAACCAGAACUGGCUAACAGGUUAUCAUCCAUUAAACCACCAACUCGGAGGUUUCUGCAGCCUGGUACGAGAAGAAAAGGUGACAAAUAUUGUUCAGAGAUGGAUGGUAAAAGAGGACAGAGGAAUAGGUCUUUGCCACAGCCUGUCAUAGGCUUAGAUAUAUCACUCGGAUGUGUGGGUCCUGCACCACAAAACAGAGAAACUACAAAUAUAGGGAAAACAUUCCAGAAAGCUACAGCCGAUUUUGAAUGCCAGCAAGAAAAAAGCAUUCCAAUUUAUGUAUGCUGCUGUUCUUCAGAAGUCUCAAACUCAAUGCAUGUGUGACAUAGAUUAAUAAAAAAAUAAUUCAUUUA
Molecule: messenger RNA, 619 nt
Organism: Stegodyphus dumicola
Lineage: Eukaryota; Metazoa; Arthropoda; Arachnida; Araneae; Eresidae
Product: CIMIP2 protein GA14893-like
Source: RefSeq, a predicted model, not a curated record